AAUUAAUCAUAUCGGGGGUGUGGUUUGGUUGUCAUAGCUACGGACAAACAAGGUAUAGAUCCACACAACUGAAGCAAGAAGAUAAAGAAAAUGCCUAAUCUGUUUGAUUUCUUACGGAAACUGAGGGGCAUAAAGUCCAGAGAGAUAAGACUACUCCUACUGGGCCUUGAUAAUGCCGGGAAGACAACACUAAUGAAGGACAUUGCUUCAGAGAAAGAUGCAUCAACAGAAACUACACCAACUCUGGGUUUUAACGUGAAGUCGGUCAAGACGCAAGGUUUUAAACUGAAUCUAUGGGAUAUUGGAGGACAGAGAAAGAUUAGAACAUACUGGAGGAACUACUUUGACAACACUGAUGUACUGAUAUUCGUAGUGGACAGCACUGAUAAAAGAAGAUUUGAAGAAGCCAAACUAGUCCUCACAGAAUUAUUAGAUGAUGAUAAACUAUCAGGAGUACCUGUACUGGUGUACGCUAAUAAGCAAGACCUGGUUCAUGCAGCAACUGCUUCAGAUGUUGCUAAUAGUUUGGAUUUAGUGAGCAUAGAGAACAGGAGCUGGAGGAUACAAGGUUGUUCAGCAUUGACUGGGAAAGGAGUAGAAGAUGGUAUGUCAUGGGUCUGUAGGGAAGUGAAGGAGAAGGACAAGCAACUUGCUAAAAAAUGAUGACAAAUGAUAGUCAAUUUUUUCAUAAUUUCACAGAGACCACAUGCACCUAAUGUUUAGUAAAGCAGCUUCAAUCUGUUGUAAUUAUUGUUAUCUUUUCUAAAAAUUCUACACAACUUUAAA
Messenger RNA from Amphimedon queenslandica, 786 nucleotides. Its product is annotated as ADP-ribosylation factor-like protein 3. Gene Ontology annotation, molecular function: GTPase activity; GTP binding. The transcript is spliced from 7 exons. Lineage: Eukaryota; Metazoa; Porifera; Demospongiae; Haplosclerida; Niphatidae. Bases 91 to 663 code for a protein of 190 amino acids. The record is from RefSeq and is a predicted model, not a curated record.